AUGCUUCUCUCAUAUAAGCCAAUCAGAGAGUCUACAACAGAUAUGGAACAGAUAUGUCUCUGUUCACCUCAAGCAAAGGAACUAGAGAUAUUUUUCUCUCAUUUUUCUUUUGUAUCUUUUCCUUUUUUUCUUUCUUUUUAUAUUUCUCCUUUUCCUCUUUCAUUCUUCCUCUUCCCUUUGAACUGUCUCCAUCCAAGAAUUUUACCCAGUUUUCUCUCUUUUUUUUCUUUAUUAUUUCAUUUUCUCCUUCUUUUCUUUCAAUUAUCUAAGCUUUUCUUCUUCUUUUCUUUUAAUUAUUAUCUCCUGUUCUUGUUUCUUUCAUUCAAUUGCUUUAUUUUCUUCUCCUCUUCUUUCAAUUAUUUUUUCAUCUUUUUCCUUUUUUCAAUUAUCAUAUUUUUUCUUCCUUUCUUUCACUUAUCUUCUUCCUUUUAUUCAUUUAUCUUUUCUUCUUCCCUUCUUUCAACUGUGUUCUCCCUUUCUUCUUCCUUUCUUUCAAUUAUCUUAUUCUUUUUUUUCUUAACUUCUUCACCUGUCUUCACCUUUUCUUUUUCCAUUCUUUCAAUUAUUUUCUCCUUUUCUUCUUUCAAUUAUAUAUUUCUUUGUCUUUUCCUUUUUUCAUUUCUGCAAAAUCAUUUACAUACUCUUUUCAAUUUUUUUAUCUAUUUUCCUUUCUUUUUGUCAUCACUUUCCUUUUCAUUCAUUCUGUCUGCUUCUUACAAAUUCAUUUAUCUUUACUUCAUCACCUUUUUCCUUCUCCUCAUCAAAAUUAUUCUCUUUAUCUUCUUUUCUUUAGUGUUUUUCCUUCCUCUUCUUUCAAUUGCUAAAUAUCAUCUACUUUUCUUCUUUCUUCUUCCCGUUCUUUCAAUUGUUUCCUUCUUUUUUGUUCUUCUGCACAGAAUUAUCAUCUUCUGUUCUUUUUCCUUCCCCUUUUUUAAAUUGCUCCUUCUUUUUCAUUCUCCUGCACUAAAUUAUUGCUUUUUUUCUUCUUCCCCAUCUUAUCAAUUGUUUCCUUCUUUUUCCAUCUUCUGCAAAGAAUUAUUGUCUUCUUUUCUUCUUCCUUCUUCUACGUCUUUUAUUUGUUUCCUUCUUUUUACUCCUUCUUCCCAGAAUUAUUUUAUUCUUUUCUUCUUUCUUCUUCUCCUUCUUUCAAUUGUUUCCUUCUUUUUCCUUCUCCUUCACAGAAUUAUUUUAUUCUUUUCUUCUUUCUUCUUCUCCUCCUUUCUAUUGCUGUUUUCUUGUUUCUUCUUUUUAGAAUUAUUUUUUCUUUUCUUCUUCUUUUUUCUUGCCUUCUUUCUAGUGUCUUCUUUUUUCUUUCUUUCAUUUAUCUUCUUUUUUUCUUCCUUGCUUUUAAUUAACUUCUCUUUUUCAUUCUCUUUCCCUUUCUUACAGUUGUUAUAUUCUUUUUCCUUUUCAUUUUUAGAAUUAUUUCCUUUAUCUUCUUUUUAUUUCAACUUCUUUUUCCUUUCUUUUCAAUUAUUUUCUUUAUGUUUUUCUUUUCUACUUCAUUUUUUUCUUUCUCUUUUUCCUUAUCUACUUCUUAUACUCAUCAUCUUUUACUUUCUCCUUCUUUCAAUUAUGCUAUCAUCAUCUUCUUUUUCCCCACUACACUCUUCAAUUAGUAUUUUAUUCUUCAUUUUCCUCAUUGGAAUUUUUUUCUUUUUCUAUCUUUCAUUUAUUGAAUUUUCUUCUUCGAAAUUCUUUCUACACCUUUUUCUUCUCUUUUCAUUUUUCUUCUUUUUCUUCUAG
This is a messenger RNA of Acanthosepion pharaonis, 1746 nucleotides long. Lineage: Eukaryota; Metazoa; Mollusca; Cephalopoda; Sepiida; Sepiidae. The record is from the annotation of a GenBank genome assembly.